UGCCCGCCCCCAGCUGUCCCGCGGGACCGGGGCUGGAGGGAAGCUGCGGGGCCGACAUCUCCAUCCCCAGCUAAACAACGAGCAAAAAUGGAUGACAUUGUGGUGGUAGCCCCAGGAACGCAGUCUUCACGGAACGUGAGCAAUGAUCCAGAUGUCAUAAAACUGCAGGAAAUUCCAACGUUCCAGCCCCUUUUAAAAGGACUCCUCAGUGGGCAGACGUCUCCAACCAACACCAAGCUGGAGAAGCUGGAUCCACAUCAAGUGCUGCAGCUGUGUCUCCGAUACCAGGACCAUCUUCACCAGUGCGCAGAGGCUGUUGCCUUUGACCAGAAUGCUUUGGUGAAGCGCAUCAAAGAGAUGGACCUCUCAGUGGAAACUCUUUACAGCCUCAUGCAGGAGCGACAGAAGAAGUACGCCAAGUAUGCGGAGCAGAUCCAGAAGGUCAACGAGAUGUCUGCCAUCCUCCGCCGUAUUCAGAUGGGCAUUGACCAGACUGUUCCGCUGAUGGAGAGGCUGAACAGCAUGCUGCCUGAGAGUGAGCAGCUGGAGCCCUUCAGCAUGAAACCCGACCGGGAGAUAAAGUCCUAGCUGCUCCAGCUCCCUCCACCUCCUGCACCCCAGUGCUUGGCACAGAUGUGCCUCCGAACUGGCCGAUGUUGGGAGUGGACAGCCGUGUUGUCUGACUUUCUGUUAGGGCACCAGAGGAGGAAUAGCCCCAGCUGCCAGGGCUGUGCAGCCAGAAAUUCAGGAGUUCCCCGGUCUCAUUGUUUGGAGAGGAACACUUAACUGUGCUCCACCUGCCCUGCUCUCUCCUCUUCCACUGCCACCACCUGUGCUGAGACGUUUGUUUCAUUGCUGUAACUGGAUGUGGGUUUCAGAGGAGUUCUUUCAUCCGUUCUUUUUACUAGAAGAAUUCAAUGGGAUAUGGAGUGUGACAAACCCUCUAAUGUGCUUUCUGUGCUGCUAGAGUUUAGAGAAUUAGAUGGCUGGCAAAUAUUUUUGAGAUCCUCUGCCUUUGGAAAUAUGUAUGUGAAAGUGUGGGAGCCAGGAAUGGCUUAUUAAAAUUUGCCUAUUAUCAUAAUUAACACAGUUUGCAUGGCAGGGUUUUGGCAUGUCCUUUCUUGAGGCUCUUUGUUUUUAUGGGCUCACUCAUUUAAUGAGGCUGUGAAGGAAUAACUGUUACAGAUAUGUCUGUUACUGCUGAGCAGCCUUAAUGUUCCUUUCUCCUUGCCCUGGCAGCAUCCUGUGCCCUAGCUGAUGGCUGUUCACAUCCCUUACUUUGCACUGCGAUUCUAACAGAUGCUGGUACCUGCCUAUUUACUUGGCACCCCAAAGUUGGAUACAAGGGAUCGGAUCUUGUGUAUUUUUUUAUUUAUUAGGAUACACCAGUUAUCUUGGUGCUCUUUUAUACCAGAGGGAUGCAGUUGGAGGGGAGACUUGAAAAGUCCUUCAGACUCCGUGCUGGCUGAACUGCUGUCAUGCUGAGAGCUUGCCUGAGCAUGGUGUUUUAUGACUAAAACCACAGGGCCCUUUGGGAUCAUGCUCCACAAACUGCUCCAAAGGCAACAGGAUGUUCCUGCGUUCCUGUGAACUGAGCCCCAGCUGGACAGUCGGCAGCCUGCUCAUGGGGCCGAGGCACUGCUCUGGGACUUGGGAGACUGCAGACUGCCAAGUCUGCUACUGGGCUGCUGCCACAGGCUUUGGUUUCUCCCCAUAUAAAAUGGGAUAUUUUACACACUGUUGUGAAAUAUUUACACAUCUAGAAAUGGUGUUCAAGCAGCCUGCACUGCAAUUGCACAGCAGCUCUUAUCCCAGCAGAAAGAGCAUGAAAGCAGAAGCAAGGAGCCUCGGGCUUGCUGGGCAAGUGGUAGGUUUGUGUUCAUUACAGACCUCCCAGAAUGCUGUUGCUGGUGAGGAGGCUGAACUUGAAUGGUUGUUUUAUUUCAGAGAUGGUCAUCCCAGACUUUGAGGGAGUCCCUGCCACAACCUGUCUGUCAGUACAGGCUUUGGGACUUCCUGGAAUAGCUCUUAGCAUAUGAGCUUACCUAAUCAGCAAAAGAUUGUCUCCAGACAUUUGAGUGUGACAGCAUCAUAGGUUUCUGAUAGUGUAAAUGGCUUCUGGAGCUAGUUUUGCUUCAUUACCAGAGGCCACAUAGCCCUUUUCGUAAUGCAUGCUGCAGCCAGCACAGGUCUGUGUUUGAAACAUGAUUGUGGGGCCUGCUGAGCACUGCUGAGGAUGGAGUACCAUAGCUGUGAGGCCCUCUGGACGGUGUCCAGUGAAGAACAAUUGGCAAACAUGUGAACAGAACAUUUUCCGGAAAGGGCAGCAGUGAGUCCAUUUCUUUACUGCUCUCACUGUGGAACUGGUACAUAGUUGUGCAUACAGAGUAUAACAAUGUAAAGAGCAGACUCCCACCUAUGCUCUUGUGUUUUACAGUAUUUUACAUUUGGUUUGUUUAAAAAAAAAAAAA
Molecule: messenger RNA, 2471 nt
Organism: Meleagris gallopavo (turkey)
Lineage: Eukaryota; Metazoa; Chordata; Aves; Galliformes; Phasianidae
Source: RefSeq, a predicted model, not a curated record